Messenger RNA from Selaginella moellendorffii, 1461 nucleotides. Its product is annotated as pentatricopeptide repeat-containing protein At4g02750-like. The record is from RefSeq and is a predicted model, not a curated record. The transcript has a single exon. Lineage: Eukaryota; Viridiplantae; Streptophyta; Lycopodiopsida; Selaginellales; Selaginellaceae. Gene Ontology annotation, molecular function: protein binding. The coding region runs from base 1 to 1461 and encodes 486 amino acids.
AUGUCGUCCAGGGAGGUAUUCCUGGCGGAGAUUCACAGGGGAGACCUAUUGGGCGCCAAACUUGCGUUUGAUUUCCUGCCAGAGAAGCAUUUGAUUUGCUGGAGCUUGCUCCUUGCAGCGUAUGCCAAACGCGGGCAUCUGGAGGAGGCAAAGAUUUUGGUAGAUGGGAUGCCAGAGUGGGAUCUUGUCUCUGCGACGACUAUGGUAAAUAUCUUAUCGGAAAGCGGUCUUGUUAGCGAAUCUAAGAUUUUGUUUGAUGAGAUGGAGCAGCGAAAUGUUGUAUCGUGGACAGCCAUGCUCACAGCAUUUGCGAAGAACGGGCAUUUGUGUCAGGCGAAAGAGAUCUUUGAUACGAUGCCCGAGAGGAACUUGGUGUCUCUCAAUGCGAUGCUAGCGGCGUAUGUCCAGCAAGGAAGAUCUGUCGAGGCCAAAGAGUUUUUUGACUCGAUGCUCAUGAAAGAUUUGGUGUCGGCCAACACGAUGCUCUCGGGGCUCGAUCUAGGUGAUGCGGUGGAGCUAUUUGAAUCCAUGGAGUACAUCGAUAUCGUCUCUUGCAACGCGAUCCUCUCCACUUACACGCGGUGCUCCGCGAUCGAUCAAGCCGAAAAGAUCUUCCAAAGCAUGCCGGUUCACAACGUGAUCUCGGCCACCGCAAUGCUCACGGUAUAUGGUCGAGCAGGAGAGAUGACGAAGUGUCGAGAGAUUUUCGAUGCGAUGCCCGAGCGAAAUCUAGUUUCGUGGAGCUCCAUGGUGGCAGCUUAUGGAUCAAGCUUUGCGGUGGAGGAGGCCAAGCAGAUCUUCGAUAAGAUGCCGCAGCACAGUCUCGAGAGCUCCAACGCACUGCUCGAUGCGUACGCUCAGAAGGGACAUCUCGAGGAGUGCUCGAGAUUCUUUGUGGGAAUGCCCGAGCGCAACGUCGUCUCGUGGACGUCCAUGCUCAUUGCUCACGCUCAAAGCGGCAACUUCGAUUUAUCAUAUUCGAUCUUCCAACGCAUGCCAGAUCGUGACAUCGUCUCGUGGACAUGGAUGAUCGUGGCACUCGCUCGCACCGGGAGCUUUGAUCGAGCCUUGGCCGCUUUUGACGCUCUCAAGGUGGAGAUUCUCCCGGACGAGGCUUGCUUCCUUGCGGUGCUCGCUGUUUGCAGCCAUGCAGGAAAGAUGGAAGCUGGCCAAGUUUGCUUUCGAUCGAUGCGGCAAGACUUUGGUGUGACCAAGAUCACCAAGCAGCUCUAUAGUUGCAUGCUGGAUCUCCUGGGACGAGCUGGAAACUUGAGCUAUGCCGAAGAUCUCAUCGCCAACAUGCCAUUUGAUCCCGACAUUUUGGAUUGGAGAUGCUUUCUCGCUGCUUGCAAGGCUAAUCCCAGCGUUGGCCAUGGACGAACUGCCGCCAAGCGAGUCUUGGAGCUGAAUCCUAGCCAUGCUACAUCAUACGUGGUUGCGGCUAAUCUUUGCGAACGCUAG